UCUGGUUGUGGUCCGAGUAAUACCCACCCACUGACAGGUUUUGACAUACUUCUCGUAGCGACACCAUGAGCCACCAGAACACACGGCGGAAGAAGCAGAAACUGACGCCGGAAUCGCAGUUCCGGUCUACACUUGACCAGUGCUCCAAAUCGAAGGACCUCUCCGCCGCCAUCUCUCUCUAUGAAUCCUCCGCACAUCCAACCCUUACUCUCAACAAUCUUAAUUCCUUCCUUUACAUCUGCUCCGAAGCCCUAUCAGACCCGAAUACGCGGAAACCCGCUAUCGACUUUGGGUUCAAGCUGUUCCGCAACCACAACAAUGAAAACCUCAGGCUAAACGAGGCGACGCUCACGGCCGUGGCCCGGUUGGCCGCGGCGAACGGCGAUGGAGACUACGCAUUUGAGCUCGCGAAAAGCGUGAAGAAACAUGGCGUUGCGCAGAAGCUUAGGACCUUCACCCCGGCGUUGAAUUGCUUUUGCAGCGCUGGAGCGGCUGAUAGGGCUUAUGAAGUGGCGGAGCAUGUGCUUUCGGCGGGGCUGCAGCUGGAGGAACCUGAGCUUGCGGCAUUGCUGAAGGUGAGUGUCGAGACGGGGAGGGAGGAUAAGGUUUACGAGUAUUUGCACAAACUGAGAAGGGUAGUAAGGGGGGUUGAAGAGUCAACAAUGGCAAUCAUAGAGAGUUGGUUCAGAGAGAAAAAGGCAGCUGAUGUGGAUUUAGUUAGUUUGGAUAAGGAACAGAUCAAGGAAGCAGUUGCGAGGAAUGGAGGUGGGUGGCAUGGACUUGGGUGGCUCGGCAAGGGCGAAUGGGUCCUGCAGAAAACAAAUGCUGCCUCAAAUGGAAUGUGUUGUGCCUGCCGUGAGCAGUUGGUUUGUGUUGAUACCGAUAGAGCAGAGACUGAUAAGUUUGCACAAUCAAAUGCUUCUUUAGCCAUGGAAAGGGAACAUCAGUCAAAUUUUAAGGAGUUUCAGGAGUGGCUAGAACAACAUUCUGGAUAUGAAACUCUGGUAGAUGGAGCAAAUGUUGGACUAUACCAACAAAACUUCGCACAGGGUGGCUUUAGUAUCACACAGCUUGAUGCUGUUAUGAAAGAAGUACAUAGAAAGACACAGAAACAACCACUUGUUGUGUUGCAUAAAAAACGUGUGCGCUCACUUCUUGAGGAUGCUUCUAAAAGAGAGCUCAUUAACGAGUGGAUUGAUCAAGGAGUGCUAUAUGAAACACCAUAUGGAUCAAAUGAUGAUUGGUACUGGCUUUAUGCUGCUGUGAAAUUGAAGUGCUUGCUAGUGACAAACGAUGAAAUGAGAGAUCAUAUUUUUGAGCUCAUCGGUAGCAAUUUUUUCUCGAGAUGGAAGGAAAGACAUCAGGUGAGAUAUACAUUCUUAAAAGGCAGUCUAAAGCUUAUUAUGCCGCCUUCUUAUUCCGUCAUCAUCCAGGAAUCUGAGAAGGGAUCAUGGCAUAUACCCUUAGCUGGGGAAAUUAGUGACGAGUCUUCACGAACAUGGCUAUGCGCGAUAAGAUCAGGAUAGGACGAAAGCUGGUAGUAAUUCCUACACAAUCAUCAGUCGGAACCAAGAACAUGGUAACGACUGUGAUAGUUUCUUGAAGUAUUUAAUUGCAUACCCUCUGCUUACAAAUAGAAACAAUGAUGAUCAUCAUUCGCAAUUGUGACUUUAAAUGGAUUGGAAAUGAUAACUGAUAAUGGAUCAUUUAGUUACCAAAUCAAUAUGUUUUGCUUAUGCUUUGAA
Salvia miltiorrhiza (redroot sage) is the source of this 1745-nucleotide messenger RNA. Its product is annotated as proteinaceous RNase P 2-like. Gene Ontology annotation, molecular function: ribonuclease P activity; protein binding. The transcript has 7 exons. Gene Ontology annotation, biological process: tRNA 5'-leader removal. The record is from RefSeq and is a predicted model, not a curated record. Lineage: Eukaryota; Viridiplantae; Streptophyta; Magnoliopsida; Lamiales; Lamiaceae. Bases 66 to 1526 code for a protein of 486 amino acids.